Molecule: messenger RNA, 1304 nt
Organism: Daldinia decipiens
Lineage: Eukaryota; Fungi; Ascomycota; Sordariomycetes; Xylariales; Hypoxylaceae
Exons: 1
Coding region: 404-979 (191 amino acids)
Source: RefSeq, a predicted model, not a curated record
CCAAGCCACUCAGUCAUAAUAUACAUGAACGACUGCCCUAGCUUCUAAAAGCUUGUUUUGACUGUCGUGCGAUGUACUACAUGUUUACCCUUCAUUUAAAUAGCAACGUAUCUGAUUCGUCUGUUCUAUCUGCUCUAUAUUAGGUACUCUGUCGUGACUCCUAAAGCCUUCAUCACGUAUUAUAUAUGGCUGCUAGUCUGCCUCCUACAUCAUAUUAUGGAGCCUCCCCGGGUGCACAACAUCUGAUCGUACAUAAUGCCGGGUAGGAUAUGCUCGCCGCUAGCCCUUUGAACUUAUAAGCAUCCUGUCUUGACAUUUAUCAAACCAUACUGACAUUAGUUCCUCAAAAAGGGGGAAAUCAAACUUCAAUAAUUAUAACAACAGCCCGUUGUCGUAGUUCAUCAUGCCUCGUUAUACGCCUUCCUCUCCAUCUUCAUCUCAGACUCCACGUCCCCGUUCAUCGUCCUGUUCCCGGUGUAACACUUCCACGAAUACCAAGCAGAGACGCCAACGGUCUCGAUCACCAUCACACUCAGAUGAAAGGAAAGACGUAUUAAAAACAUCAUUAGUUUUUCUCGGUGCCGUCGGAGCUGCUUCGUUAGCCGCUUCCAGGUUUUGGCCCAAGGGCAUACUUUACGGCGAAAAAGAAUCGUGGGCACAGGAAGCAAAAGAGGAAGUUAAGCAUGCUCUAGGUGGAAACAAGCCAGACAACAUAGAAAACCGGAGAAGAACUCGAAGCGCUAGCCAUGGUAGCGGGGGCUCCAGACGCCGGCAACCGCCUCGGGUUGAAAUACGAGACGAGAUAGUCGCCGCGAGACCCGGUGAUCAUAGUAUGUACGCGAAUACCGGCCGGACUCGGCAAUAUGAUGACGCAGAUGGUGAUCGCGGUAGGCGAUACCGUUCCGACCCCGGAGAGAGAAGAUUCAACAACGAGCCGAGUAGAUUAAGGAAACCCCGAGCUUUGUAUUCCGAUAUAUAAGCUCAGUUACGACGUUCGGAAGGGGGUAGCUAGGUUUAUGCGCAUAACGAUUAACGAAAUUAGUUUCUUUACCAACAUCAAUCAAAGUAUCAUGAAAGCAGGCACGAGAUAUACUCAUUUCAUCCGAUGAGACUCAUCUUGUCUAUAACGUACAGGGGUAGGGUUCUAAUGAUAUGUGAUGUUACAAUUGUCUGAAGGUUUUCCAUAGCAUCACAUACCAUAUAUACCCCUUAUAAGAUCUGUAUGUAAAAGCAUGGAUGUAUAGGUGGUCGUGUGUUAAACACUUGAUGCUCGGACUCCAUAAAGUGAUCAAGGACAAGUCCAC